Messenger RNA from Pisolithus orientalis, 1334 nucleotides. RefSeq lists its product as uncharacterized. The transcript has 4 exons. Lineage: Eukaryota; Fungi; Basidiomycota; Agaricomycetes; Boletales; Pisolithaceae. The record is from RefSeq and is a predicted model, not a curated record. The coding region runs from base 117 to 1232 and encodes 371 amino acids.
CUAUUGUUGCUGUCGCUAAUCAAUGGGAUGGGUAAUGUCAUUGUCUGCGCUGCCAUGGAUAAACAUUAUGUCCCCUUAUAUUCACCUGUCUGGUAUCGCCCCGUCCAUCUGAUCCCAUGCCACGUCCCUUCAGCCUCCUCGCACACUGGUUUACAUUCCGACGACACCCGGCACCCGCUGGCGAGGUGCCCUCCCCGCAGCCACCCACCCCGCCUCCGAAGGACCUGAACAUUUCAUUUAACACUGCCAGAUAUCGCUCAAAGCCACUCCCAGCACCCAUCGACGAUCACGACGAGUAUGUAAAUGAAAAAGUAGCCCUCAGAUUCAACGACGUCGACACGUCCCAAGUCCAGCGCUUUUCCAGUUCCACCGCACCUUCUUCACCUCCCCGUGACAUCCAUGCCCUCCCACGUAGACCUUACGUGACGCACGUCGCAAUCCCCACAGUACCACUUACCCCCGAGGAGACAGCGAGACGAAGGUUGUCAGCACAGAGACGACGCGAACGCGAGGAAGAAGAGGCUCGUCGUGAAGAACGCGCCCGCCGGGAACUCAGGAAACUGCAGCGGGAAGAACAAGAGCGCCGAGAGAGAGAAGAGGAGGAACGCAGGCGUGCCCUUCUUCAGGAACACCUCCGGCAGGCUGCCGCGCGCAGAGAAGAGAAAGAGAAGGAAGAAAAGCGCAUCGAGGAAGAACGUCAUGAACAGAUACGCCAGCAGAAGCUCUUGGCAUAUCAGCGACGCCUGGAAUAUACCCAGGAACUAGACCAGUGGAGACGGGAGCACAUCCAACGUGCGAUAUCCUCCUCGAGCGAGAAACAGGAAGAGCGCAGACGAUCCGCUGAGGAGAGACGCAAUCGCAUUGCCAAACUCGGCGAAUCGCUCCUCAACAACAACAAUACCGCGAAAGCCGCUCGCGGAUGGGUUACCAUACAAACACCAGAAUCACUGGCAUGGAAACGGAGGUACUACAAGUUCGACCUUGGCCGCGGCCAAAUGUUGUUAUACCCAAACCACGUGGACACUGCACAUCCAAUCGACGUCGUCGAGCUAGACAACCGGACAGAGGGUCUACACGAGUGGUACGAAGGUUUCGAAGAGCUGAGAGCGAUUCCCCAUUCUUUUGCAAUCCAAUUUGUACACGGUCAGAGUUGGUUUAUGUACGCCGAUGCCGAGGAAGAAAAGGAUAGGUUACUGUUGUGGUUGAGCGAAGCGGCAGGUAUCAUCCUCUAAUCUGGAUGGACUCGCUUCUCGACUUUGUAGCGAUAACUGAGCAUUUGUACCCAGUAUUAUCUAUAGGCUUAGUAACUAUAUGUAUAAGUUAAUUUUCGCGUG